Messenger RNA from Plasmodium inui San Antonio 1, 1713 nucleotides. RefSeq lists its product as hypothetical. The coding region runs from base 1 to 1713 and encodes 570 amino acids. The record is from RefSeq and is a predicted model, not a curated record. The transcript has 2 exons. NCBI's taxonomy places the organism in Eukaryota, Apicomplexa, Aconoidasida, Haemosporida, Plasmodiidae.
AUGAAGUCUGUAAGGGGAAGUUUACUAUACUCGCACAAAAGUGGUGAACCCAAUGUUGAUUUCUUAGAUGAUAUAAGAAAAAGCAUGGAAACGAAAAAAGAAGAUAACUCAGAGAAAUAUAUUUACAUAACAAGCGAAAACAAUAUGCAUAAAAGAUUAAAGCAAGGAAAGAGAACUUAUACACCAAGAGGAAACUCCGGACAGCCAACGUAUGAUUAUGCGUAUGAUGCAAGAAGAGAUAAAUGUUCUCAUGAGGAUUUAUCUAGAGGAGGAGUUUAUAUAACAACAGAUGGCUUUACUGACCAAAUUGGCAGAUCGGCCCAGGAGAAAUUGGAAGUAGAAGAUAGUUCUGUGAAGACAGCUGACAGAAUGGACACACAGAAAUUGUUUGCAAAGGAUAUAUCUAGAAAUUUAAUUGAUUUGCUGAGUAGGGAAGAAUUGAUGAAAAAUGAGCAUCUAAUGAACAAAAUGUAUUUAACGUGCACUAAGAGUUUAUAUAGAAAGAUGCAGUACCUAUAUGAAUGCGGUUUAUUGGGCAGCCAUAGGUUGGAAUCAAAACCUGAAAAUGACAAUGGUGUGUAUAUAACAGAGGAAAAUAGCUUAUUUAAAAGGAUUAAUAACCUAAAUAACGAUGGGUUUACACCCAUUGAACCUAAGUCAACGAUAGUUGAUGAAUAUGCGAAUAAGUUAUAUUUAACGUGUCAGAAUAGUUUAUUUAAAGAAAUUCAUAGUGAUAAAAAGAGCGGUUUACAACAUGUGAAGGAAGUGUUGAAAGAAAAAAGAGAAAUCCAAAAGGCAGAGGAAUUUGCAAAGGAAAAAAUAUUGCCAAAGGAAAAAAAAUGCACCUUAUAUAUAUACAUGGAUGAUAAGAUGAAGAAUAAAGAUCUAGAAUCGAAAGAAAAAGAUUGGGUUCUAUAUAGACACAUUAAGGAUGGCGAAAUAAAGGUUGAAUUAUUAGAGGAUUUACAGACAAUGAAUGAAGUUGAUAUGGCAGCCGUUGAUUCGGUAUAUGAAGAGACAGAAGAAACCCUUAUGAAAAAUGUCAUGGAACCACGGAAAAAAAACACAAAAUCGGAUAGAAGACAGAAAGAAGAACCUCUUAUCAAAAGUGUCAAGGAACUACCAAAAAAAAUGACCAAACGGAAUAUAAGAGAAACUAUAAAAAAAGUGGCCAAAUAUGGUAUUCCAGGGGCAUUGGCAGUAAUCGCCUUACCAUUCCUAGUGAUGAAAUAUGUUGAGUUAGCUCGAAUAAGUCUUAUAAUAGAUACUCAAUUAGCAGGAUUUUCAACUGGUCUAGGUACAGCAAUAGAGAAUGUACACAGUGUGCCGGUAUCAACUGGAAAUUGUGCAGUUGAAGCGAUAGGUAAUAUUAUGACAAUCUUUUUAGGGGGCUGGGGCAGCAUCAUGUCAUCCGUAAGGUCGAGUGUAACUUGUGCAGCGAAUGUUGCAAAAGAAGCUACAGAAGUUAUAAGUACCGCAGUAGUUGAUGGCACCGCUGCGGGUACUGCAGCCGGAGUAUCACACAUAAUGAUUCAGUUUGUAUUGGAGCUAUCUUUUAUCCUUGCUGUUGUCAUGAUUAUUGAGGUUCUUUUCCAAAUAUUUCUGUAUCUGGAUAAUAGGGGGCACCUGGAUUUUAUUGAUAAAUACAAAAGACGUUUCAAAUGCUUCAAGGUUGAAAGAAAAUACAGAAUGCGUAAGGGAAUAUACUUAUAG